CCACCCUACUCUGUUUACAUCUGUUCAUCGUUCCAAGGUCUCCGUAUUCAUCAUUCUUCCUUCACGUCCCUCGCCCCAUGAAGAGUAAUAUCAUAUGUUCGUAUUCGUAAUGUGAAAUCUGUUUUGCUUUUGUAUUUGUACACGCAUUCCAUUAUCAAUGAUCAAUGUGUAGUCUUUUUUUGUCAAGUUUAUUUAAUUUUCUUCAUUGAUACGAAUUAAUUACUUACGUUUAUUUGCCCCGGAUCUAUGUUGCGUCGAAACGUUAUUUUCUCGUAGUCGUUCGAAUUUCUACCUAUGCGAAAUCAACAACCUCCUAAAUGACCGAAAUAUCUGUUCCUGUCGUGUACGAUAUCGCUCAGCCAACCCCAGUAUCGUUGAAAGACCUAACAGCCAUUACCAUUAGCCUGGAAAUCUGGCGCAAUGAAAUACAAAAACAUCGCACGAACCGCACCAUAGAAAGAUUUAAUCCGCCCACGUUGAAAAUCUCGUCAAAAACCGUACUCCCCGAUAUACCAGUAUUGCUUUAUGAUGUUAUCGACGAAUAUGUUCCAAGAUUUGGGUGUUCAGCUUCGAAAUGGCUGUAUAGUCACUACAGGAGAAUAUUCCAGUCACAUCGCACCAAUCGAAACUCUAUUUUGGAAGUCUUCGACGAUUUCGUCGCUGAUUACGGUGGCACCAUCGACUAUGUGAGAACAGCGAAACGCAUGAUGGUUUGUGAUAGACUCAGCGAGGUGGAAAAAUUCGCUAUAGCUUGUACGUAUUUUUUCCACGACGAUAUCAGACGAAUGUGGUCGUCUGUAUGCCAGAGUUUCGACUUGAAUAAGAUGGAUUUUCUCGUAUGCCCGCAAUUGUUUUACUGGAUCUGCUUAUUCAGGAAUGAAUUGCGUAGAAUACCUGGUCAGAGGAGCGGCAGAUCUGUUGACGAAGUUAUGCUUCACCACCACAUGAUUGGGAAUAGACCAUCUGUCGAGUAUUUUUGGUACCAAACGUCUCUCAUAAAUCGAAUGAGAAAAGCCAUAGACGCUGCGACUCGUGAUAAGAAAUUAUUAGUGACGUUCGUGUUAUCAAAACUGAACGAUCAACAGCUCGAUGAAUUUGUUAAUACGAAUGGUUGUAAAUUGAUACUCAGUCUGCUAAACGAUAUUGUCCUCAACAGCUGGUUCUUUCAACCGACGUGGAAGUUUAUUAAAAAUAAAGUCAACGAAAGUACUUUCAGAUCACUGGUCAUCGAAAUGUGGACACUCGAGCUGACCUCGUCGUUUGAAGGGUGUUCGAAAGAACUCCAAAAUUGGUUGAAUUGUUGUUCAGAAAUUUGGAACAGUAUCCCAACUAAUUUGAAACAAUCGAUAGCCGAAGACAUUUUAUCCGACAGGGCAUUUUUUCAGAACAUGCCUAUGUUUACAUCUAGUAAUAGACGUUUCGUCGGAUUUUUAAUGAUUAUUCUUUCAUCGGCAACUUUUGAGCGGAGGAGCACAUUUUGGCGCAACUGUUGGCCUCAUUUGAUCAGAGGCACCCGAAGUAAAGAUUUGAUUCGAAUGAUGAAACUUUGCUUCGAAAACGAACAAGAAUUGAAGCAGUUCAGAGAUGACAUUUUUGCUGAAAAUGAAAACGUGCGGAUCUGGUGUAGCGAACUAUUACGUGUUGGGAUAUUCGACGAACUGAACGAUUUACUGGACUUUUGUUGGUCCGAAGUUGAAAUUGCGAAAAUUUACAAACAGCUGCUUUUACGAUCAACUUUCCCAUUAGAAAAUAUCCAUCUUAAUUGUCAACAUAUCGAAAGAUACGACGAAUUUAACGCAUUUAUCGACGAUACAUUCGAUAGUCAAGAUGAGGCGGCCAAUUUUAAGAAUCAAUUUAUGUCGUCGUCUGAAGUUCAAGGCAUUUUAUCGAUGUAUACCUCCGUAAGGAAUCCUUCUUUCGAAGCGCUAAUGCGAUUUGUCGAUACGUUUGUUUCGGAGCAACAAACUCUACAUGUGAUAAAAGAGCGUAUGAUUGGUGUGUUGACUGCGUUGUUCAAAAAUCCUGAGAAUAUAUAUUUCGUCGACUGUAAUGAUUUCAAAACACCUGUUUUUCACCGAUUUUUAUUAUGGUUGUUGGGAAAUGCCGAAGAAGUUGAAAGGUUUAAGGGGACUCAUUCUUUGUGUAUAGAAUUGUACCAGAGUCGAGAGAUUUCUCUGUGAAGUGCGAUGUCCUGAGGCUGCCAGUGUGUGUUCUUUUUUUCAAUAGUUCGGCAUAAAUUGAAAAUAUUACGUAAACUAUUUGGAAAUUUUCAGAAAUCGAUGAUAUCGAAUUAUUCAAGUUGAUUUAGCUUGUUAGAUUUUUAAAUACAUUCAGAUUUCUUUUGACUUAUUUUUAGCUGGUUUUUUGGAUAAUUUGCUCAAUUACACACGUAGUCAACAUAAACUGUGUGGUGAUCAGCUGAAACAUUUUUAAAAAUAUAUUUGAGAUAGGUACACCGUACAUUAAGUUUGUUUUUUACUCGUAUUAUUUAAGUAUUAUUACCUUCGUUGAUUUUUUUUUAAACAACGAAUGCAUACAGAAAUGCAUUGAUGUAACUUUUUUCAUUUUUCAAGAACAAAUAUUUCGCUCAUGUUCCUACGUAGGUUUUAAUUGAUUUAUAUACGCGAAAAAUAAAUACGUACUUUUAUUUUUAUGAC
This is a messenger RNA of Planococcus citri (citrus mealybug), 2657 nucleotides long. RefSeq lists its product as uncharacterized. Lineage: Eukaryota; Metazoa; Arthropoda; Insecta; Hemiptera; Pseudococcidae. The coding region runs from base 318 to 2180 and encodes 620 amino acids. The transcript has 2 exons. The record is from RefSeq and is a predicted model, not a curated record.